AUGGCCUCGCCCAGGCCGGGAGCAGCGCCGGGCUCUCCUGCCGCCGAGACCGAGAAGGAGCCGCCGGCGCCGCGGGGCUCCGAGGAGGCGGAGGGCUUCCUCCGAUGGGGCUGCCGGGCGUCGUCGGGGCACCGACCGAUCUUCUGCAGCCGCCUGCAGCAGCCGCUUUGCCCCGGCUGGCUGAAGCCCGAGCGGAGCGGCCAAGCCGGGCUGGUGGACCGGGGGAUCCUGGAGCGGCUCCUGGCCGCGCAGUCCCCGGAGAUGGCGGGCUGGCUGCGGGGGUGCCGGGCGGAGAGCGUCGCCCAGGAGGGGACCCCGACCGAGAGAUCCCUGCUCAGCCGGGCCUGGGAGGAGCGGAGGCGGCGGCAGGGCUCCGUAUCCUUUGAGGAGGUGGCUGUGUAUUUCACGGAAGAAGAGUGGGCUCUGCUGGAUUCUAGCCAGAGAGCCUUACACAGAGAAGUCAUGCUGGAGAAUUCUAGGAAUGUGGCCAUUCUGGGUUUUGGGCAGGAGCAGGAGAAUUACCAGGAGCCCAACCUAGCGCUAUUCCAGUUUGAAGAAAAGAUGUUUGGAAUCAAGGGGGUACUUCAAAAAACUUCGAAAAACUGCCUAAAGAGUGGAAGGAAGAAGUCUUCUCCUUCUGAUCACAAUGAAGUCCUUGGCCUCCCAAGCCACCAACUUCAGCACCGAGAAGAAGUUGGAAAAUAUCUUGGAUGUGACAAGACAGACAAAGCAAAAUUUGUUUUCAGUGAAUAUUAUACAAACCAGCCUGAAAAGGAACAAUAUGAAUAUCAAGAAUAUGGGGAAAGUAUCAGCCUUAGCUCUUCUCUUGUUUUACAUCACCCAUCAUACAUCCCGGAGACUCCAUAUGCACUUAUAAAUUGUGUCGAAAAAUUCACGUUGAACAAUCAUUUUAUGUCGCAUAAAAAGGAGAACCCGUAUGAGUGUGAAAAGAGUUUUAGCCAGAAACAAUUGCUUAUUUUACCCCCAGAAAAUCCCCCAAUGGAAAAACAGUAUAAAUGUCUGGAGUGUGGAAAAACCUUCAGUCACAGAUGUAAACUUACUGUCCAUGAACGGACCCACACCGGGGAGAAACCAUAUAUAUGCCUGGUGUGUGGAAAAAAAUUCAGUCAGACUGGUCACCUUACCAGACAUCAACGAACCCACACUGGGGAGAAACCGUAUUCGUGUCUUCACUGUGGAAGGAAGUUCAGUGGAAGUUCAAACCUUAUCAAACAUGUAAGGAGCCACACGGGGGAGAAACCAUAUAAAUGUACAGAGUGUGAUAAGAGCUUCAGUCGGAAAACUACUUUUAUUUACCAUAAAAGGAUCCACACAGGAGAAAAACCAUACAAGUGCCUGGAGUGUGGAAAGUGUUUCGGGCGGAACAGUAGCCUUAUGCAACACAAAAGAACUCACACAGGGGAGAAACCGUAUCAGUGCCUGGUGUGUGGAAAGAGUUUUAGUGGCUCCUCAGAUCUUAUGUACCAUAAGAGGAUUCACACAGGGGAGAGUCCGUAUAAAUGCCUGGAGUGCGGAAAGCGAUUCAGUAGGAGAAGUCGCCUCACAGCUCACAAAAGAAAGCACACGGGACAGAAACCGUAUAUAUGCCUGGUGUGUGGAAGGAGAUUCAGUCAGAGUGGUCACCUUACAAGACAUAAAAGAACUCACACUGGGGAGAAACCAUAUCCUUGCCUGAAGUGUGGAAGGAACUUCAGUGGAAGAUCUAGCCUGGUGAUACAUGUAAGAAUCCACACGGGGGAGAAGCCAUAUAAAUGUACCGAGUGUGGGCGAUGCUUCCGUCAGAGAACGACCUAUAUUUACCAUCGAAGGAUCCACACAGGAGAAAAACCACACAAAUGCCUGGAGUGCGGGAAGAACUUCAGGCGAAACUGUCACCUUAAGAAACACGAAAGAAUGCACACCGGUGAGAAACCCUACAAGUGCUUCGAGUGUGGAAAGAACUUCAGUGUUCGCUCAGAUCUGAAUUGUCACAGAAGGAUCCAUACAGGGGAGAAACCUUAUAAGUGUUCGGAAUGUGGAAAGAGUUUCAAAUGCCUGAGUCAUUUUAUUUGCCAUAAAAGGAUUCAUACGGGGGAGAAACCAUUCAAAUGCUCCGAGUGUGGAAAGGGCUUCAGUCAGAAAAAUCACCUUUCACAACACACAAGAAUCCACACAAGAGAGAAACCAUAA
Messenger RNA from Protobothrops mucrosquamatus (brown spotted pit viper), 2190 nucleotides. Its product is annotated as zinc finger protein 260-like. The record is from RefSeq and is a predicted model, not a curated record. Lineage: Eukaryota; Metazoa; Chordata; Lepidosauria; Squamata; Viperidae. The transcript has 3 exons. Gene Ontology annotation, molecular function: RNA polymerase II cis-regulatory region sequence-specific DNA binding; DNA-binding transcription factor activity, RNA polymerase II-specific. Bases 1 to 2190 code for a protein of 729 amino acids. Gene Ontology annotation, biological process: regulation of transcription by RNA polymerase II.